AAACACUAAAAUAAGACUUGGUGGAGACAUGAAGACAUAAAGAAGGACAGCGGGACAUCUGAGGGUCCAGAGGACAUAAAGAAGCUUUCUGACACAAAAAGAGACAUUUGAGGACAAAGCUCAGUUCAGGACCGUCUCAGUAGAAACUGUCCUGAAGUCUCACUUUGAUCGUCCAAUCAGAUUCUUUCCUCAGGUGAGUGAGAGCGAGCCGAUUGGCCGGUUGGAGGACAGGUGGAUGUAACCAGGAGUCAGAGGACGCCAUGAUGUCCCUGAGCUGGACUGGUCUCCCUUCGGUCCUGGUGCUGGUGCUGGUGCUGGUGCAGCCCGGCUGGGUGGGGGGGGCGCGGGCCGACAGGAACCUGGUGUCGGAGGAAUACGUCGGCGCUACGGUGAACGCUACGGUGACGGACGGCCGCGGGAACACCGUCCACCUGAUGAGCAGCGAGGACGGGACCUACGGACAGAACUCCCCCAAACUGGACUCCAGGGGGGUCGUCUUCACACCUGCAGCCCAUCACGGAGCGGUGGACCGGCAGGGCUGCGACCCCAGCACCCGCUUCCUGGUCCCGGCCCGCGUGCUCCACUGGGUGGCGCUGCUGCAGAGAGGGAACUGCACCUUUAAGGAGAAGAUCCUGAAAGCCGCCGCCUUCAACGCCACGGCCGUCCUCAUCUACAACAACUCCACCGACAAGACGGUGAAGAUGGGACACGAAGGGACCGGGGACACGGUGGCGGUGAUGAUCACGGAGGCGUUUGGGAAGGAGAUCCUGGCCCAGCUGGACCGGAACCUGACGGUCCAGGUCUCGGUGUUGGUGGGUCAACGCGGUUCCACCAAGACCAUCAACCGCGGCUCGCUGGUGUUCGUGUCCGUGUCCUUCAUCGUCCUCCUCAUCAUCAGCUCGGCCUGGCUCGUCUUCUACUUCAUCCAGAAGCUCCGCUACAGCAGCGCCCGCGGCCGCAGCCAGCGUCGUCUUGGCGACGCGGCGAAGAAAGCGAUCGGGAAGCUAACGACGAGGACGGUGAAGAAAGGAGACAAGGAAACUGACCCAGACUUUAAUCACUGUGCUGUGUGUAUUGAAGCGUAUCAGCUGAACGAUGUGGUUCGUAUUCUGCCCUGCAAACAUGUCUUCCAUAAAGUGUGUGUGGACCCUUGGCUGAACGAACACUGCACCUGUCCCAUGUGUAAACUCAACAUCCUCAAAGCUCUCGGCAUCAUGACCAGUCUUCCCUGUGUGGACAGCGUGGUGUUGGACGUGGAUCGUCUGGGUGUCAGUCGGGCGUCCAGCAGCCAGAGGGCGCCGCUGAGUGACAGCAGCCAGCCGUCCAUCAGCCUGGAGCCGCUCAGCCCCCCCCACCCCGAGGCCACGCCCAGGACACCUGCUGACAUCACUGUCGCUGUGACCAGCGGCGGUCACUUCUUCAACAGGAACUCGAUGUCUCCUCGCAGCAUCGUGUGUGAGAUGGAGCUGCCGGACAUUCAGGCCUCGCACGAUCUUUAUGAUGACAAUAAGUCCUGAGGCUCCUCGGCACUGUUUGGACCCCCCCCCAUCACCACCACGCCCCUCCUGCUGAUGGGGGGGGGGGCGACGGACUGUUGAUCAUUUAUUCCAUCGGACUGAACUCUGGAUCCUGGUCUCAGUUUAGACUCUUGUGUUUUAUUUCCCCAGAAGUAGAAAAUCUGUGGAGGAGGAACCAGAUCCAGAACCAGCUCUGGCCCAGGAACCAGAACCUGAGCUUGGCCUCUCUGGUGGAGUGUAGACGUCAUGUUUUUGACUUUCUAGAAAAGUUCCUUAAUUUUUGAAAGGGUUCCUUGGUUCCUGGAAGACUUUCCUGAAUCAGUGUUUUCUGAGAUAGUUUCAGGGUCUGAAGUUUAAAGACUUUUUAGUUCCUGGAAAACUUGGCGUCUGAUUAUCGAGAUCCUGGAAAUGCUUCUUGGAAAACUUUAUUAGCUCCUCAAGAGCUUCCUUGUUCCUGAAGUUCUUGUUUCUGGGAAAGUUCCUGAUUUCUUUAAAGGUUCCUGCGUCUCUGGAAAUGUUCCCAGGAUCCUGAAGAGGUUCUGGAAACAAGUCCAAGGUCUUAAAAAGGUUCUUUGGUUCCUGGAAAAACAUCUUAGUUCCUAUAAAAGGUUGUAAAAGUUCCUGAGUGCCUAAAAGUGUUUCUGGAAAGUUCUUGAGGUCUUUAAACGGUUCUGGGUUCCUGGAAAACAGGUCCAAAGAUUUACAGCAGAGACAAUCUCACCAGACCAGACCCAGAACAGAAAGUUCUGGGUCUGUCGGUCUGAACCUGCUGAAUCAUCAGUAACGGACUAUUUUAUGUGUGUAAAUACUGAGCUGACUCUUCCCUGGAACCAUAGCACAGGUAGACCUGGACCCUCUGUGGACCGCUAACUGUCACAGUGUUAAUUCCCCCGUAGCAACAAACCUUUGAUGUAAAGGAACAGUCCGACUCUCCAGUGAUUCCUCCCGCUCUCUGUUUAGUCUCGUGUGGAGGAACCGGUCCGAAGGUUCCUGACGUCCAGCAGCAGAGACGCUGACGUUUCAUCUGCUGAUUAUUUACUAAGUCAUUUAAUAAAAGGUGAGAAGAGGCUGACGUCUCUUCAGAAGCUGGUUUUAAUGACGAUGAGCCAGCAGAUGUUUGACAUGUGACCGAAUGAAAGUAUUUAUCGAUGAUCUAAAUCGUUGCAGCUAAUCAAUUAAUCAACUAAUCAAUGCAGCUCCAAAGUGUUGUAGUUCUCUUUAGAGAAAGUUACACAUUUAAAUUCAGAUAAUAAUUCCAGUUUUUAUGUAUACAGUGAAAUAACUUAGUGUAUUUAACAAGUUACAGAGAUCAUAUAUGCAAAACUGUGAUGCCAAAGUUGAUAAAAAGCUCGGUAUGCUAACGAUAUUCACAUAUAAGUAAACAAACUCUCGCAUGGCUUAAAUACAUAAAUACAUCUAGCAGACAAGUAAAUGAGAACAGUAGAUGAUUCCCAUCACGAGACCGCUGUAACGUGCAGAUAUGUUCACCUCAAUAACACGAACCUUCAUGUUUUAAAGGUGAAAACACAUCAAAUAUUAAAGCUGCAGUAUUAUUGAAAUAUAAGAAUAAACGAGGUUUGAGCUGCUGAAUCACGGAGUGCUUCUCGUUAUCUUAACGAAGCGAAACAAUUAAAGUUUAAUUUGUGACACAUCAGAAAAAACAUGCAGUUUUCUAAUGGUACGCUGUGGGGACAUCAGUGUUUGUGGGGACCUCGCGCGUUUGUGGGGACCUCGGGCGUUUGUGGGGACGUCGGGUGUUUGUGGGGACCUCGGGCGUUUGUGGGGACGUCGGG
Scomber scombrus (Atlantic mackerel) is the source of this 3310-nucleotide messenger RNA. It is a transcript of the gene rnf130, whose product is annotated as ring finger protein 130. Lineage: Eukaryota; Metazoa; Chordata; Actinopteri; Scombriformes; Scombridae. The record is from RefSeq and is a predicted model, not a curated record. The coding region runs from base 261 to 1517 and encodes 418 amino acids. The transcript is spliced from 9 exons.